Messenger RNA from Diaporthe citri, 1098 nucleotides. RefSeq lists its product as uncharacterized. The record is from RefSeq and is a predicted model, not a curated record. The coding region runs from base 1 to 1098 and encodes 365 amino acids. The transcript has 2 exons. Lineage: Eukaryota; Fungi; Ascomycota; Sordariomycetes; Diaporthales; Diaporthaceae.
AUGCGUUUACAAUCAGUCCUGUGGGCGUCAUGGAACCUAGCCUCGCAAACCAGCGCGGCAUCCUGCUCCCCUGAAGGCUUCGGCUCACUUCCAGCAGGCGUAUCAAUUUUGAACACCACGGACUUUCCCGUGUCUUCGGCAUCAAACCUCUACGGGCAGUCAGCCGAAGACGACCCAGGUUACAACCCGGCCUACGCCUGGAGCUUCCCCGCGCUCUGCGCUGUCGUCGCCAACGUGGUCGAGGGCAACUCGUCCUACAACCUCGGCCUGUUUCUGCCGAGCCAAUGGAGCGGCAAGUUCCUGGCGGUGGGCGGCUACUCGUUCGCCGGGGGCAUCAACUGGCAUGACAUGAGCCCGGGGCCCUGGUAUGGCAUGGCGACGGUCACGACCGACACGGGCCACCUCUCCGCGGCUCCGGACCAGUCCUGGGCUGCCGACCCGGGGCUGCGGGCGGACUGGGGCUCGGUCGCGAUGCACGGCGCGGUGACGUACGGCAAGAUGCUCACCGAGGCGUUCUACGGCUCGAAUGUCACCGGGUCUUACUACAGCGGCUGCUCGACGGGCGGGAGGCAGGGGCUCAAGGAGAUCCAAGAGUACCCUGACAGUUUUGACGGGCUCCUGAUAGGCGCCCCUGCGUGGAACACCAAGAACUACAUGCCCUGGUUGACGCAAAUCGGCGUUUGGAACCACGCGAGCAAUGCGACCAGGCUGAACGAUUCCGACUUUGGCACCCUGGCGGCUUUCGUGCAAGCCCAGUGCGAUGCCCAAGACGGCCUCGAGGACGGCAUCGUCAGCUCACCCGAAACUUGUCGCAUUAACUGGGACGAUAUUGAGUGCGGGUCACCGAGCAACCCAAGCCCGUGUCUCAGCAGUGGGCAAGUCGAAAUCGCGCAGCUCGUCUACGGCGACUACUACAUCGACGGAGGGGCCGACUUUGUCCACAACGGCUUCGAAGUCAGCUCCGAGGACCAGUGGUCAACCUUCCUCACGGGAUCGAGCACGACCGGCUUCGAUGGGGACUACGAGCGGUACUUUCUAAACUAUGGGCCGGACUGGCAGACCACAAGCUACAACUCCUCGACUGUUGGGGAUAACUAA